CAGGCGAAGCUGCGGGCCCGGUCGCUUUUUCCCCUCAACACCUCCUGCCGAGGAGCCAACAUGGCGGGCGAGAGUUGCGGCCUGUUGCUGAAGGCCCUCCUGGCUGCCUGGUUCGCAGCAGUGGUGGCGGCGACAGCCAACCCCGAGCAGGCCGCGCUGCCGGCGGAGCGGAGCCUUGUCCAGCCCAUGACCGCCUCUAACUGGACGCUGGUGAUGGAGGGCGAGUGGAUGCUGAAAUUUUAUGCCCCUUGGUGUCCAUCUUGCCAGCAGACUGAUUCAGAAUGGGAGACAUUCGCCAAGAAUGGUGAAACACUUCAGAUCAGUGUGGGGAAGGUUGAUGUCAUUCAAGAACCAGGUCUGAGUGGCCGCUUCUUUGUCACUACACUUCCAGCAUUUUUUCAUGCAAAGGAUGGGAUUUUCCGCCGUUACCGGGGCCCAGGAAUCUUUGAAGACCUGCAGAAUUAUAUUGUAGAGAAGAAAUGGCAAUCAGUUGAGCCUCUGACUGGCUGGAAAUCUCCGGCUUCUCUAACAAUGUCUGGAAUGGCUGGUCUUUUUAGCAUCUCUGGCAAGAUAUGGCAUCUUCACAACUAUUUGACAGUGACCCUUGGAAUUCCUGUUUGGUGUUCUUACGUCUUUUUCGUCAUAGCCACCUUGGUUUUUGGCCUUUUCAUGGGUCUGGUCUUGGUGAUAAUGUCAGAAUGUUUCUAUGUACCACUUCCUAGGCAUUUAUCUGACCGUUCUGAGGAGAAUCAGAGGUCAGAGGAGGCUCAAAGUGCUGAACAAUUGCAGGAUGCAGAGGAGGAAAAAGAUGAUUCAAAUGAAGAAGAAAACAAGGAUAGCCUUGUAGAUGAUGAAGAGGAGAAAGAGGACCUAGGUGAUGAGGACGAAGUGGAGGAGGAGGAGGAGGAAGACGACUUGGCUGCUGGUGUCGAUGAGGAGAAGAGUGAUGCUAAUGACCAGGGGACCCUGAGAGAGGGCAACAUGGCAGAGAAAGAAGUGGGACCUGAGAAGGUGGAAGGGGCCGUCCCUGAACAGCCCUGUUCAGCUGACACGGAGGUGGCAGGAGAUUCGUUGAGGCAGCGCAAAAGUCAGCACACUGAUAAGGGACCAUAGGUUUUAUGAAAGUUUUCCCAGUAAUAGAGACCAAA
This is a messenger RNA of Orycteropus afer afer, 1148 nucleotides long. RefSeq names its product thioredoxin related transmembrane protein 4 (gene TMX4). The record is from RefSeq and is a predicted model, not a curated record. Lineage: Eukaryota; Metazoa; Chordata; Mammalia; Tubulidentata; Orycteropodidae.